This is a messenger RNA of Closterium sp. Yama58-4, 2376 nucleotides long. NCBI's taxonomy places the organism in Eukaryota, Viridiplantae, Streptophyta, Zygnematophyceae, Desmidiales, Closteriaceae. The record is from the annotation of a GenBank genome assembly.
AUGUGUAUAGCUCCACGUGUGUGUCUAGCUCCCACCACUCUGUCGGCCGACAGCGGCUGGGCGCCUCCUGCCGGCCAGAGCUGGCGGAAUGGCAACUGCCGGUUCCUUCUGACGGCCAGCUGCGCCGUGGUUCGGCAAUUCCCAGAUGGCUGCGCAGAUCCCGACCCUUGCGCGUCCGCGACUUGCGCGUGGAAUGGCGGGCGCCCCGUGGCCCUGGCGGGAUGCGCGCCGUUCCCCGCGUGCUACUUCGCGGGGGGUGUGUGUCGGCGGAAGCGCAAGCGCUCCCCCGAAUGCCUCCCCCGCGACGCCGCGAUUUCCGCCCCUGCUGUUACGUCUCCUGUCAGCAACGUCACCGUUCGGGUUACCAGUAGCCGCUCUUUGAAAAGCCAACGUGGCAAAACCAGCCACGUCACUGCCGCUGCCGCUAAAACCUCGCCCCUGCCCAAGAAACUGCCCCCGAAGAGAAUACCGCGUCCCCUCCCGCAGGCUCUGUCCGCGCGCCCGACUCCGCCUCGACGAUCCUCUCCGCCCCGCCGCAAGGCCAGUCCCCCUAAGAAACCUGUCAUCCUCCCGCCCGAUGCGCCCCCGUCGCCUCCCCAGCCGCCGCCUCCCCAGCCGCCGCCAAGUCCGCCGCCGAAGCCGCCGCCCAGCCCACCGCCUCUGAAACGAUCUCCGCCCCCGCCUCCCCCACGACCUCCCCCGCGGCCUCCCCCAUCCCCGCCGCCGUCUCCGCCUCCCCGUCCGCCUCCCCCUCGACCUCCCCCAUCGCCGCCACCCCGUCCUCCGCCACCCCCGCCCCCUUCUCCCCCACCUUCUCCCCCGCCUCCGCCGCCUCCGCUUCCGCCGCUACCGCCGGGCCAAUACGAUCCCCGGUACCUGGGCGCCGUGGGGGACGGCACCGCGAACGAUACCGGACCGGUUCAAGCAACGUUCAAGCAGGCACGGGCGAUUAAUUUCGUCGGGCCAUGCGGCACGGGGACGAUUACGGUGCAGCUGGAUGGAAUCAUUGCCGCGGACCCAAAUCCCGCUGCUAUUGGCUCGACUCCCCCGAAUGGCGCGAUCGUGUCGAUCAGCAAGAUCCCAGGGCUGCGAUUGGUUGGGACGGGCGUGAUCGACGGUCAGGGGAGCGUGUGGUGGUCGCAGUAUAAAGCGGGGAGCAAUGCGAAUCGACCAGAUCUGCUGUUUAUAUCGCGGUGCAAUGGGAUGGAGCUCGGCGGAAUUCAAGUGCGCAACCCGCCGAUGUUCCACAUGAACAUAAAGGACCUAGCGGGUGCGUGGAUCCACGACAUCAGCACGAGCACGCCCUACAACAGCCCCAACACCGACAGCCUGCACCUCACUCGGACGACUGAUGUGCUCGUCGAGGACUACUCGUCUCACGGAGGCGAUGACAAUGUGUCGAUUGUGGGGGGAUGUAGCAACAUCACCAUACGCAAUGUGGUUGCCACAGCAGGCCAUGGCAUCAGCAUCGGCAGUCUGGGUUCGGGCGGCAGUCUAGCGUGUGUGUCGGACAUCCGAGUGCAGAACGUGCAGCUAGCAGCGCUCUCCAACGGGCUGCGCAUCAAAACCUACCAGGGCGGCCAGGGGGCCGUCUGGAACGUGCUCUACGAAAACGUCACCAUGCAGGACGUUAAAUACCCCAUCAUUAUUGACCAGUACUACUGCGAUACAGCAGUCGCGUGCCCGAUCCAGCAGAGUGCAGUGGCCAUCUUCAACAUCACAUACCGCAACGUGCAGGGCACCACCAAUGGCACGCGCGGGAUCACCUUGAACUGCAGCGCCUCCGUGCCCUGCCAGCAGAUUCUCCUCGAUAACAUCAACAUAGAUUCGUCGUAUCCGGACGAUCACGCGAAAGCAGUCCUGCAGCCCACGUAUGUCAACGUGUAUGGGCUGUCUACUGGGACGAUUAUUCCCGCAGUGCUGAAUGGGACGAGUGUGAGCGGAUGGGUGGAUGCAGGGUUGCCUGUAGACCAGGCAGCUAAUUUUAUGAGUCAGUCCCCCUCCUUCUCCUCCUCCUCCCCCUCCCCCCAGCCCACCACCGUCGCCACCGCCACCGCCGUCGCCUCCACCCCGACCCCCUCCCAUGCCUCCCCCACGCCCUCCGCCAUCCCCCCCUCCUCGUCCGCCUCCCCCCCCCUUCCCUCCGCCUUCCCCUCCCCCUCAUCCUCCCCCGUCCCCACCUCCACCACCCCCACCCAGUGCAUCUGCUUCCAGUGCACCCCCACCUCCCCCCCAGCAGCCUCUUCUAUCAAUACCCACACUCCCGCCACCACCACCUCUAUCCUCCUGAUCUACUCCUUCCCUCUUUCCUCCUCCAUUUUUCUCGUAAAGCUUCCCUACUCCCGUAGCGCCUCCACCUCCGCCAUCAUUUACUAA